Molecule: messenger RNA, 1674 nt
Organism: Vigna umbellata (rice bean)
Lineage: Eukaryota; Viridiplantae; Streptophyta; Magnoliopsida; Fabales; Fabaceae
Source: RefSeq, a predicted model, not a curated record
GCUUCACUCCAAAUUCCUUUAAAGAAUAAAUUAACCUAAUGUGGUGUGGUGUCUCUUGCUUUUAAUUUCUUCAACAAUCACUUAAUAAAAAGGGUUUUUUUCUGCUGAAGGUUUAAGCUUUGUUCUUGUGAGUCUCGCCAGCAGCCAUCAUUUAUUCUCUCACCAAACCACCCUCCAGAUCCAGGUAAGAGAUCAAAUGGCUGCCAUGGGUAUGUUGUGUUUGUCUCCACUAUCAGGUCAACAACAAGCACUUUCUUUCCCAUCAUUGCCAUCUACAUCGCCUAAACUUCAGAAUCGUCCUCUGUAUCUCACCAAUUUACCUCAUUUUCCUCAAAGGCUGAGGCCUUCCUUCGCCGGAGGGGACGGCGGAGAUGGGGUCGGGCGUGGUGGAGGUGGCGGUGGUGGAGGCGGAGGUGACGACGGAGAUUCCAAAGAUUCUUCUUUUGGGAUUUUGGGUCUCUUUCUGAACGGGUGGAGAUCAAGGGUUGCGGCUGAUCCACAAUUUCCGUUCAAGGUUUUGAUGGAGGAGCUGGUAGGUGUGAGUGCUUGUGUUUUAGGUGACAUGGCUUCAAGGCCUAAUUUUGGGUUGAAUGAACUGGACUUUGUCUUUUCAACUUUGGUUGUUGGGGCUAUUCUGAAUUUCACUCUGAUGUAUCUGUUGGCACCUACCAUGACAUCAGCAGCAUCCAGCGUACCUGGCAUAUUUGCCUCAUGCCCCAAGAGUCACAUGUUUGAGCCUGGUGCUUUUUCCCUUCUUGAUAGGUUUGGAACCUUGGUUUACAAAGGUACCAUUUUUGCUGUGGUUGGUUUUGGUGCUGGACUAGUUGGAACCACACUUUCCAAUGGGUUGAUCAGUAUGAGAAAGAAGAUGGAUCCAACCUUUGAGACCCCUAACAAGGCCCCACCUACCCUUUUGAAUGCUCUGACUUGGGCAGGGCACAUGGGGGUUAGCAGCAACCUGAGGUAUCAGACUCUGAAUGGUGUUGAGUUCAUGCUGGAGAGAGUGCUUAGCCCCUUGGCCUUCAAGUCCUCGGUGUUGGCUCUGAGGUGUGUGAACAAUGUUCUUGGGGGCAUGUCCUUUGUGGUGUUGGCAAGGCUAACUGGGGCACAGAGUGUUGGGGAGAAGAAGGAGAAUGAGAAUGAGGUUGCUUUGAUUUCUGAGAAAGAGAAGGUGGAGUCGUCGGAGAGGGAAGAGGGGUUGCAGAAUCAGUCGACAGAACCAUCAAAGUGAUGACAUAACUCACUUUGUCUUUUACCUUAACUAGAGAGAUGUUGGAGUUGGAGAAGGUAAGGUUUUUUGUUUGAUGAAAUUGCAUGUAGGAGUUUGCUAAGGUAUGUGAUGAGAGUUGCGAAAUAAGUGAAAAACAGGUAUUUUGAGGAAGGAGAUUAAGAUUUUGAGACCAGUUUAUGGCAUUUGAUGUUCUUGCAUGUUGUUGAAACUGUCACCUGAAACAACAACAAUAACAUGCCAAAGUAGUCUUGGCCAUGUAUUGGGAAUUCGGGACCCCCCUCCCUUUGAAAAACAUAAACUAGGCCAUGUAGAUUUUUAUUUCUUUUUCUUAGUGAUCAAUUAAUAGAUUUUUCUUGUCGUUUUUUUCAGUAUCCAUCCUUGUAAAAGUACCAUAGAUCUAGUUUGGGGCAUUCGCUAAAUAAAGCUAAGAGUAUUAUGAUAAA